Molecule: messenger RNA, 504 nt
Organism: Zingiber officinale
Lineage: Eukaryota; Viridiplantae; Streptophyta; Magnoliopsida; Zingiberales; Zingiberaceae
Product: receptor-like protein 12
Exons: 2
Coding region: 1-504 (167 amino acids)
Molecular function (GO): protein binding
Source: RefSeq, a predicted model, not a curated record
AUGAAUUCCAUCAAUGGGGAUAUACCAGAAAAUAUUGGAAACCUCAGAAACAUACAAGGUUUGUUCCUCACUUUUAACCUCAUCAAAGGUGUAAUACCGAAAAGCAUAGGAAACUUGAGUAAAAUGUCAGAUCUGGACCUUUCUAAUAAUUUUAGAAUUGUUGGAGGCAUACCGGAGACUAUCGGCAAUCUAACAGCAUUGCAGAAUUUGGACUUAUCAGAUAAUCAGAUUAAUGGAAAGAUACCAGAUUCAGUUGGGAAUCUCCUUCAAUUAGAUGUUCUCAGAAUCUCUGAUAACAACAUAAGUGGAUUGAUUCCUCAUACCUUAGGAAGUCUAUGCAACUUGAGUGAAAUCUAUCUCUCUGGGAACACUUUGUCUCUUUCCAUUCUUCUUGCUCGUUUGGGCCUUCCCACAGGUCUCCCAAAGUUUGGUGGAAGUACUGGAAUAACUCCUGUUGGUUGCCAUUCACUCCUACCAUUUAGUGGCAUAACUAUAGGAGAAUAA